Molecule: messenger RNA, 1866 nt
Organism: Lampris incognitus (smalleye Pacific opah)
Lineage: Eukaryota; Metazoa; Chordata; Actinopteri; Lampriformes; Lampridae
Gene: scg2a
Product: secretogranin II a
Exons: 1
Coding region: 1-1866 (621 amino acids)
Source: RefSeq, a predicted model, not a curated record
AUGCUGUCAUCCUGCAAGAGCUCCACAGCAGAAAAUGCUUUCCUCCUCCUCUCUGUUGCUCCCCUCCUCUUAUUCUCCCUCCUCAGUCCACCCAGUGUCCACGGGGCGUCACUGAGAGAAUACAGACUGAGGGGCAGUGAGCCAGACCCCCCCAGGGGGACCCCCCUCCAGACUCCUAAUACAGACAUGCUCAAAGCCUUGGAGUACAUUGAGAACCUCCAUCAAAGAACCGGUGCCAGCCCCCGCCAGCAGACUCCUCCAACUUCAGAGUAUGACGCUACAGGUUUCUUGGAUGACACAAAGAAGCUGCGCAACAUGCUAAGGUUAGCUCCCCCGAUCCAGGGUCAGGCAGGGCAAAAUGAGAGAGAAGAGAAGGAGCAGCAGGUGGAGGAGGGGGCAGAGGGUGAGGCAGACGAGGACAACAAGACUCAAGAAUGGGUGCAGGCAGUGCUCCGCACUCUUCAAGAGACAGAUACAGCCUCCAACCCCACACGUACACUCCCCAACACUGCCCAGCUCUCACUGGGUGAGGGCGAUAGACUGGUGAGAGAUGAAAAGGAUGGCGCUUAUCGCUGGGAUCAGAUGCAGCGUGGCACCAGACCUCACAAGAAGUACCCGCCGAUGUUCGAAGAUGAAGAGGACAGCAGCAGAGUGGACGAGGGGGAUGUGGCUGAUGAAGACGAGGAGGAUGAGGAUGAUAUGUUCAGUGUGAGGAACCCGUUGUAUGAGGAUGUCGCUAGAGGACUGGCGGACUGGAGUCCGCUAGCAGAACAGGAUGAAGAUGAGGAGGAGGAAGAGGAGAGAGACAACAAACAUGAGACUGACCGAAGUCUGUAUUUCGGUGAUGACGAAGAGGGAGACGAUUAUGAGGAUGAGCAGGAUGACGGGGAUGAAGAAGAAAACUACCCUGUCAAACGAGCUACCCGGUUCGAUUUGGACCAGCGAGACGAGCCAGAUGACAUCGCGAACCUGGUAGAUUAUUAUCUCCUAAGAGCAAUUAAGGAAACAGAAGAGGAGGAGCAUAAGCGAGCGCUGGAGGAGGAGAAAAAGAGAGCCGAGAGGAGAGUGGCUCAUUUGAAGGACGGCAACGACAUUGACCCACAGGCAAUCUAUCAACUCAUUCAAAUCUCUCAGAAGUUCCAGAUACCGCCAGAAGACCUGAUGGACAUGCUGAAGACUGGGGGAAACACACAGCAAGGCAGAUCCGCACUAAGGAGCCAGACACAACCCCGUAAGAGUAAUGAAUUGACCAGGCUAGAGGACAAUGUCUCUCAUAUAUCCUCCAGCAACAGACACAACAUCCCUGGAGCAAGACUUUACAACAGACCCCUGCCAGAUAGGAGAUCAGGUAGCAUACCAAAGGACAUAACUAAGGAAGAGAUAAUAAACAUCCUCGGAUUGGCAGAUGUGGGAGAUCAGGAGUCAAGUUCCCCCAAGAAACAAAAGCAGCGUAAAACUUCCCGUUUACCACUUGAUACGCAGUUUGGGAGGCAAGAGGACUACGUUCGCCGGCAAAAAACAAUUCCCGACAAAUUACAGGACGACUACGAUGACGUGGGCGACGAGGAUGAAUUGGCAGAAUAUCUAGCGGCUCAGAUUCUGGCGCGGUACCCCGACACAGUUUAUGACAAGGCAGGGCCAAAGAGAGCCUCCGGGCCCGCAUCAGCAGACGAAGGGGAACAGACCGUUUUAGGACAAGCGGUACAGGACUACUUUGACCAAAUGGACUCAAAUAAAAGCCCACAUCAAAAGAGACAGUCCCAGACCGAUGACGAUGUGGACGAAGAGGCGUUGAUGAAGAUUAUGAGCUACCUUAACCCAGAAACCGAAGAGAGUGAUGAUAGCGACGCCAAACCUGAGAAGUAG